This is a messenger RNA of Pimephales promelas (fathead minnow), 3099 nucleotides long. RefSeq names its product centrosomal protein 97 (gene cep97). Gene Ontology annotation, cellular component: centrosome. The record is from RefSeq and is a predicted model, not a curated record. Gene Ontology annotation, molecular function: protein binding. Gene Ontology annotation, biological process: negative regulation of cilium assembly. Lineage: Eukaryota; Metazoa; Chordata; Actinopteri; Cypriniformes; Leuciscidae.
CUGGCUGACUCAAGCGGGAAGUAUGGCGGCGAGUGACGAGCAGAUUCGCCAUCCCGGGGAGCAAAUGGAUAAUUACCAAGGUCCUGGUUUAUUAGACCUUUCUAAGCAGAAUCUCCACAAACUGGAUCCGAAGUUGUUCAGUGGAGAGACUCACACUCUUAUUCUGGACCAGAACCACAUCAUCAAGCUGGAGCACCUGGAGCGCGCUGAGGCCCUUCAGCAGCUGUCUGUGGCCUCCAACCGGCUGGUACGCAUGAUGGCCGUCUCGAAGCUCAAUAAUUUACGCGUUCUCAACCUCCCGAACAACAGCAUCGGAUACAUCGAGGGCCUGAAGGACCUGCCGCUCCUCCAGUGGCUCAAUCUGGCCGGAAACAACAUUAAGGUCAUCGAGCAGCUGCACAGCUGCGUUUCUCUUCAGCAUCUGGAUCUGUCAGACAACAACAUCUCUCACAUAGGAGACCUCACCAAGCUCUCGGCGCUGAAGACUCUUCUUCUGCAUGGAAACAUCAUCACGACUCUACGCUGCGUUCCCGCUCACCUGCCCUCGAGCCUCACGGUGCUGUCGCUGGCAGAGAACGAGAUCCGAGACCUCACUGAGGUGUCGUAUUUAGCGCCGCUACACACCCUGGAGCAGCUCUCCAUCGCCGGUAACCCGUGUGUGAUGCCCACGCCAGCUCUGCCCGCCUGUGACUACCGCCCGUACGUGGUCAGCUGGUGUCUGCAGCUGCGGGUGCUGGACGGGUUCAGCGUCUCACAGAAAGAAGGGCUGAAAGGGGAAUGGCUGUACAGUCAGGGCAAAGGUCGAGUGUUUCGGCCCGGUCAGCACGGGCUGCUGGUCCAGUACCUGUCCAACACCUGUCCCGUAACAGCCGCAUCUGCAUUACAGUCCGCGGAGGACGCCAAACUCGAGAAAAUCCUCAACAAGCAAAGACAGCAUCAGAAACAGCUGCAGAAAACACAUCUCUGCUGUUCCCAGAAUCCCUCUCGGCCCACACACCUACCCAUGCAUCUGUGCCGGGACCACAGGAGCCGAGAUGAGGAGGAGGAUGAGGAUGAUGAUGAUGUCAUUCCUCAGACAGAUGUGGUUCCAGGCGUUCAGAUGAACUCGUGGAUGUGCUCUGACUCUUCUACACCUGUCGUCUCUGCGGCCCGGCCUCCACUCGCUGAUGAGGACCGGAUGAUUGUGGAGGACGUGACGGAUGAAGAGAUGCAUCAUGGGAGUCUGCUGUCCUCUGAAUCUGCUUUCUUACCCUUUAACCCUGCGGUCCAUCAUCCAGAGUCAGCUCCUGACAGUGGGGAGGAGGAGUUUGAGGAUUCCCUGGCCCCUCCCACAUCCACUCAGCUCCACCCACCGGCUGAGGAGUCAGGGGGCGGAGCUAUCCUCGCCUCUCACACACAUGCAUCGGGUGGUUUGGAGCAGCUCAGUCACACAGACGCGCUGUUUAACGGGGAUGCCGUGUUCCAGAACGGGUCUGUGGAGGAUUGUGGGAGGACUGGGACUGGGAUGCAGUGUAACGCCGCCGUGAGGAUCCAGGCCUGGUGGAGGGGUCACCACACACGCCACUGUCACACACAGGCCAGAGAAGUGCGAGCUGAGAUACGCCUGCGCAGAAUGCAGGACCACAUCGUCCACCUGACCGCAGAACUGGACAGGGUGCGCCAGCAACAAGAAGAAGACCGACUGCAGAGACGUGUGCAAGAAGAAGCGGUGAAGUUCCUGUGGAAGCAGCUUCAGGUUGUGCUGGAGUGGCAGUCGUCUGUGAACGAGAGCUCUUCAUUCAAUCCCAGCAUUCCUGCUGUCGCUCCCGUCAGCACUGAGAUCUCCAUCCCGGAGUCCGGUUUCCAUUCCCUUGGAAAGACACAGGGAGCGCCAGACACCAGCCGGAUCUCAGCUGGACCCCCAGCGCCAGACACCAGCCGGAUCUCACCUGGAUCCUCAGUGCAGGACACCAGCCGGAUCUCAGCCGGACCCCCAGCGCCAGACACCAGCCGGAUCUCAGCCGGAUCCCCAGCGCCAGACACCAGCCGGAUCUCAGCCGGAUCCCCAGCGCCAGACACCAGCCGGAUCUCAGCCGGAUCCCCAGCGCCAGACACCAGCCGGAUCUCAGCCGGACCCCCAGCGCCAGACACCAGCCGGAUCUCAGCCGGAUCCCCAGCGCCAGACACCAGCCGGAUCUCACCUGGAUCCUCAGUGCAGGACACCAGCCGGAUCUCAGCCGGACCCCCAGCGCCAGACACCAGCCGGAUCUCAGCCGGAUCCCCAGCGCCAGACACCAGCCGGAUCUCAGCCGGAUCCCCGGUUCUCUCGCUCGGGUCGGGGGCUCUGGCCGCUGGAGACAGCCUGUUACAGCAGUAUCUGUCAUCCGUACAGCGACUGCAGGAGGAGGAGGAGGGAGACGCAACAUCUGAUCUCUCUCCUCCGGGAAAACAGGAGCGCUUGUCCUGACCGGAGCUGAGGUUCGGGCAUCACAGGACAUCAGACUGAUGACACCCCAUGCCUUCGUGGAUGAAGCUUUAGCUUUUCUUGAAGAUCAUCCCUUGAAUUCAACAGACAUGUCUUUUAUUUCCAUAUUACAUUAAUGUCAUCCGUCAAACACUCGCUGAUUGAACGAGGUUGUGUGUUUAACUCAACAAUGACUUUUAUAUGACUGGCCGCUGCUGCCUUUCUUCUCUCGAACAGUGAGAACAUGCAUUUACACAGUUGUAAUAUCACUAUAAAGCUUUCUGUCAGAAGUCAUUGAUAUCACAUAUUCACUUACCCAGAGUGCCGAGCUCUUUCAGUCCACUUACCAGUCGGCUGGUUUCCUUAUUAAACAAAGUCUGGACGACACAACCAGAAAUAGCCUUGAACUGUAGAGGAGCAUGUGGAUGUGUGGAAUAAAUGUGAAUUUAUUUGAUAGUUUGAACCUGUUGAGAGUUUAGUAGCCUUUAUCAUAAAUAUUCGUAUGUGUGCUUCUGGAUAUUUACAGUAUGUGCUGCAACAGGUGUUCUGUGUGGCGUAUGCAACAAGUGUUAAUUUAUUUGACAUUUUUAUUCUUUUUUUUUUUUUGUCACAUAUUUAACAAAACCUUUUUUAAAAUAAAGUUUUACUUUCCUUCA